Argiope bruennichi is the source of this 1164-nucleotide messenger RNA. RefSeq lists its product as uncharacterized. Gene Ontology annotation, molecular function: sodium:proton antiporter activity. The transcript has 7 exons. Gene Ontology annotation, cellular component: membrane. NCBI's taxonomy places the organism in Eukaryota, Metazoa, Arthropoda, Arachnida, Araneae, Araneidae. The record is from RefSeq and is a predicted model, not a curated record. The coding region runs from base 1 to 1164 and encodes 387 amino acids. Gene Ontology annotation, biological process: proton transmembrane transport.
AUGGAUUCUGAUAAUGGCACAGUGUCUCCAUAUUGGGGUUUGGGUAAUAUUACAAAAAACGAAGAACAUCACUUUGAAGAAACAAAACAGACUUACAUUUAUCACGUGGCUUUUAUAUGCCUGACACUAUACGUUGGAGUAAUUUGCCGAGAAUGGCUGAAAAGACUACGAUUUCCCUACACAGCUUUUCUAUUUCUCUUCGGGUGCAUUCUGGGAGUUGUAGACCGCAACCUAAAGCAAUUCAGAAUCAUGACAGACUUGGCAAAGUUCGAUUCCCGCCUCAUGAUGCACAUAUUCCUGCCAGUCAUCAUAUACGAGUCGGCCUAUUCAUUGGAUCCUCACAUGUUCUUCAUGGCACUCACUCAGUGUUUACUAUUGGCUGUUCCAGGAUUACGUAUUUCUUCCAGCCUAACCACGCUCAUCGAAGGAGAAUCAUUACUGAACGAUGGAACCGCCAUCGUUUUGUUUGAUUCUUUGAUAAAAGUAUACGAAGGGGGCGAGUUUUCUGUGGAAAGAAUCGUUUCUACUUUCCUCUACGACUGUGGCGUAUCCAUAGCAGUUGCAUACCUUAUAUCCAAGGGCACUGUGAUUCUGCUCAAAAGAAUAGAACUGGACACAGAUAUCGAAGUCACAUUCACCUUCUGCAUUGCCUACCUAACUUACUACACAAGUGAAGUCACUCUCGGGGUCUCAGGCGUCCUCUCAGUGGUCGUUUUGGGCGUCAACGUGGCUUCCUACAAAAGCAGUAUCAAUUAUGAAACGGAAGAAACGAGCACGAUUCAUCAAUUCUGGGAAACACUCAGCUUUUGGGCAAACACAUUGAUAUUCACCUUUGUAGGUAUUAUCAUAGCAUCUCGGAGUGUCAUAGAUUUUGGUGAUGUUGGAUUCAUAAUUGCCACCUACGCUGCUGUCACAUUUUUCAGAGGUGUCAUGAUUGCUGUUUUGAGUCCUGUUUUGCAAUCAAUUGGUUACGGUUUUACAUGGGACUAUGGGUUUGUCCUUGUGUGGGGAGGUCUCAGAGGAGCAGUUGGAUUGGCGCUCGUCCUGAUCGCUCAGCAUUCCAUGUCACCCGAGACUGCAAAUCAGGCUGAGGAGAGUUACAUCUUUGUUAGAAAGUAUGCGAGAAAGUUUUUAGGAGACAACUUCCACUCCGUUUUCUUUUGA